UCCCUCUGCCCAGUGUGUCAGAGGAGCUCCAGACCUCAGCCAGCGCCAUCAUGAUAUGCAGGUCUGCUGUGACCAGGAGGCUCCAGCUGCCGCUCGGCUUCAUUCGCUGGCACAGCGGCAGCAGCCCCGCCCCCUUCCUCUCCGCCUCCCCUGCUCGGGCCCUGGUGGACGAGAGCGUCACCAUCCGCGCUGACUUCCUGCCGCCUCACCGACCCGUCACCCUGAGGAGCAGACUGAGGAGCGAGGACGGCGACCUGUGGGAGGCCUUCGCUCACUACACCAGCGACUCCCGGGGAGCAGUCGACGUGGCUCAUGCUCCUGCAGUUGGCGGCUCCUAUCUGGGCUGUGAACCCAUGGGACUGUUCUGGGCCCUGGAGCCCGCCCCCGGCUCCAGAGAGGGGAUAAGACUGAGGAAGAAGAGCGUGGAGACCCCGCACCUGGUGGACAUCUCCCUGCUGGAAGGCCACGUGACACCCACGGACACGCGGAGCGUGGAGCUGGCCGCGGCGUCCGCCGAGCGCUGGUACAUAGCGCCCGGAGUCCGAAGAGUCGAGAUCCGAGAACGGGGCGUCGUGGGAACAUUGUUUCUCCCACCAGGGCCGGGCCGGUUCCCUGCCAUUCUGGACCUGUGGGGGAUGGGCGGAGGACUGCACGAGUACCGCUCCGCCCUCUUCGCCUCCAGGGGCUACGCCAGCCUGGCGCUGGCCUACUUCGGACACAGUGACCUGCCUGGGCCGCAAGACUCCAUCAAUGUGGGCGACUCAUACUUCAAGACGGCCUUCCAUCUUCUUCAAGCUCACCCCCAGGUCUGCUCCGACAGAGUCGGGAUUAUCGGUCUGUCCUUCGGCGUCUACCUGAUGCUGCGAAUGGCCGUUCAGAUUGGCGUCAAAGCGUCCUGCUUGGUUGGCAUCAACGGUCCGAUUGGAAGCUUCAUGGAGCUUCCGGAGCCCGCUGGCAGGAUCGGAAGUGACCAGACCCACUGGAGGUUCGAUGAGCGAGGCUUUGCCAACUUCAGGGAAGUGUCCUCACCUGCCAACCUGCUGCCCCACAGCAGAGUCAAGAUGGAGAACCUCCAGUGCCCCCUCAUGUACGUGGUGGGUGAAGAUGACCAGAGCACCUCCAGCGCAGAAAACGCCGCCCUGAUCGAGGAGACCCUCAGGGGAGCGGGGAAGUCCCACCUGUUAACACGGUUGUCCUAUCCCGGCGCGGGUCACCUGAUCGAGCCGCCGUACACGCCCAACGCACCAGUGUCUUUGUGGAAGGUCAAGCCUCAGAAACUCUUCACUCAGUGGGGCGGACGGCCCCAGCAGCACGCCGCCGCUCAGGAGGACUCCUGGAGGCGCAUCUUGGACUUCAUGGCACAACAUCUGCGACACUAGUGGAGGGCUCAAGAACACUGGAGUUCCUAAUAAAAGCACGCUGAGCCAC
Messenger RNA from Synchiropus splendidus (mandarinfish), 1428 nucleotides. Its product is annotated as peroxisomal succinyl-coenzyme A thioesterase-like. The record is from RefSeq and is a predicted model, not a curated record. The transcript is spliced from 11 exons. Gene Ontology annotation, molecular function: fatty acyl-CoA hydrolase activity. Gene Ontology annotation, biological process: acyl-CoA metabolic process; fatty acid metabolic process. Bases 51 to 1379 code for a protein of 442 amino acids. Lineage: Eukaryota; Metazoa; Chordata; Actinopteri; Syngnathiformes; Callionymidae.